Molecule: messenger RNA, 466 nt
Organism: Argiope bruennichi
Lineage: Eukaryota; Metazoa; Arthropoda; Arachnida; Araneae; Araneidae
Product: mitochondrial import inner membrane translocase subunit Tim9-like
Exons: 4
Coding region: 17-301 (94 amino acids)
Source: RefSeq, a predicted model, not a curated record
UUCUGAAGUGAAUAAAAUGUCUGCUACUGAAGAGCCUACUAUGACAGAAGCUGAGCAAAUACAGCAGUUUCGAGACUUUCUUAUAUCAUAUAAUAAAUUAUCAGAAAGAUGUUUCCGUGAUUGUGUUCAUGACUUUACUGUACGGCAUGUAAGAGAUAAAGAAGAUAGAUGUGCUCUCAACUGUAUGGAAAAAUAUAUGAAGAUGAAUCAAAGGAUAUCUCAGCGUUUCCAAGAAUUCCAAAUACUUUCUAAUGAAAAUGCUAUAGCUGCUGCCAAAAAAGCAGGCAGUUUACCAUUAUAAUACUUAAUAAUUUAGUGAAUGUAAUUUUGCUGGACUGUGUUUGUUAAUAACAAAUUGUCCUCAGAAAACUGUUCACUCUAUUCAUUAGCAGUUUUAUAAAUGCUGUUAUCAUUUAUUCAUAUUUUUUAGUGUUAUUGUGUAAAUAAAAGAAAUGUCUGUAUAAAA